This is a messenger RNA of Solanum tuberosum (potato), 507 nucleotides long. RefSeq lists its product as uncharacterized. Bases 1 to 507 code for a protein of 168 amino acids. The transcript is spliced from 3 exons. NCBI's taxonomy places the organism in Eukaryota, Viridiplantae, Streptophyta, Magnoliopsida, Solanales, Solanaceae. The record is from RefSeq and is a predicted model, not a curated record.
AUGAGGAAGUCAGGGUGGAAACAUCAGUCUUCUAAUUCCUUGGACAAUCUUGUCUCUCCAUUGGAAUCCGCAUUGCACACUAGAUCAAAGACUAGAAAUCUAGUUGCAUUUUCUGCUUUCAUCUCCACUAUUGAACCUGAGAACAUCAAAGAAGCUCUGAAGGAUGCUGACAGGGUGAACUCAUUGCAGGAGGAGCUUCAUCAGUUUGAAAGAAGUUUGCAGAUUAGACAGUUUCCUCAAGGCCCUUCUAUUUGUCAAGAAAAAUAUAUCAACGAGCUGCUCAGAAGGUUCAAUAUGCAGGAGGCCAAGAUAAUUUAUACACCCAUGAUAAUGAGUAACAAACUUGGCUGUGAUGAGGUAGGCAUUGACGUAAAUGAAACAAUGUAUAGAGGAAUCAUUGGAUCUCUCCUCUAUCUUACUGUAAUCAAGCCAGAUAUUGUCUUUAGCAUGGGGAUGUGUACUAUAUUUCAAGCAGCUCCAAAGGAAUCACACCUGAAGGUUUUCUAA